Molecule: messenger RNA, 336 nt
Organism: Protopolystoma xenopodis
Lineage: Eukaryota; Metazoa; Platyhelminthes; Monogenea; Polystomatidea; Polystomatidae
Source: the annotation of a GenBank genome assembly
UCAUCUUGUCCAGUCGCUUGUAAUGGAAGAGACGCUGAACACGAUGGAACUGCCUCGGAGGUUCCUCGCCGACAGCAAAUAUCUGCCAGACCUGAUGUUUGUGAUCCAUCUCCCCUCCUCGGAUUGGCCGACGCUGAAUACCUCGCUGCCUGGCGCUGUUUCAUAGAGCCUGUUGCCACUCAAUUCAGGCCUGACAUCAUCCUUGUUUCUGCCGGCUUCGAUGCCGCUCUUGGUCAUCCUGAUGCACUCGGCGGAUAUGCCGUCUCUCCGGCUUGUUUCGCCUGGAUGACACGUCAGGAUGCGAAAGAACAGCAUCGUGGAGUUAUGCAGGUGUAG